Manis pentadactyla (Chinese pangolin) is the source of this 330-nucleotide messenger RNA. Its product is annotated as 60S ribosomal protein L35a-like. The record is from RefSeq and is a predicted model, not a curated record. Lineage: Eukaryota; Metazoa; Chordata; Mammalia; Pholidota; Manidae. Gene Ontology annotation, biological process: cytoplasmic translation; ribosomal large subunit biogenesis. Gene Ontology annotation, cellular component: cytosolic large ribosomal subunit; ribosome. Gene Ontology annotation, molecular function: structural constituent of ribosome.
AUGCCUGGAAGGCUGUGGUCCAAGGCCCUUUUUACUGGCUAUAAGAAGGGUCUCCGGAACCAGAGGAAGGAGCACACAGCUCUUCCUAAAAUUGAAGGUGUUUAUGCUCCAGAUAAAACUGAAUUCUGUCUACGCAAGAGAUGUGCUUAUGUAUACAAAGCAAAGAACAGCACAGUGACUCCUGGUGGCAAACCAAACAAAACUAGAGUAAUCUGGGGAAAGUAUUCUGCUCAUGAAAACAGUGGCAUGGGUGCCAAAUUCCGAAGCAACCUUCCUGCUAAGGCCAUUGGACACAGAAUUCAUGUGAUGCUAUACCCUUCAAGGAUUUAA